Messenger RNA from Musa acuminata AAA Group (dessert banana), 2457 nucleotides. RefSeq lists its product as uncharacterized. The record is from RefSeq and is a predicted model, not a curated record. The transcript has 6 exons. Bases 800 to 2155 code for a protein of 451 amino acids. NCBI's taxonomy places the organism in Eukaryota, Viridiplantae, Streptophyta, Magnoliopsida, Zingiberales, Musaceae.
UCACGGUCGCCCAGUUUUUUGGCCAUUUUUUUUGUGAUCCGACGAACUUUCUUGGGCGUCGUCGCGAUUUGGCACCCGCUCGGUUCUCGUUCCCCCAUUUUCUUUGCUUCUUUCACUUAAAGGCUCUAUAUCUCCUGCUAAUCCAUGGAUUCGUAGCUGGAGUUUCUGAUCUAUCCAGUAUUUGAUCUUGGAGUUCGGUGUCUCCUCGUAUUCUGGAUCGCUUAUUGAUUUAGGUUAUUCUUGUGUAGAAUCGCUGUUUCGUUUACUGUUCUCGUGUGCUAAGUAAGGAGAAGUUAUGCCAGUCCUAUUCGUUCAUGAGGAGUCCCUAGACAUGUAUGACCACGUUGAAAGCAAGUGAUUUUCUUCCAUAUAUGGAGCUGGAGAGUAAUCCUGAAUACUUUUGGCUUUCCUUUGAUGUAUAGAGCUGAUUUGUCCUGUUUACUGCGAUCGAAAGGCGUGGCCUUUGAUGCUUUUUUCAUGUAGAAAAUCACUUGGGUCAGUUUUCUAGAUGCCAAAAGCUGCUUGUGAAUGGUCAAGUUAAUUCUUUUAUCGUGCUGGUGCUCGAGGUGCUCAAAUAGCUUUGCAAAUAUUUGGGUGACAGAUUCUCCCUGCUGCGCAAGUGAAAUUUUACUUGGUGUUACGUGAAGUUAGGAGGAGUAGCUAUUCUUUUAAGCGUGGAAAGCAAAGUGUUGCACCUUAUGUACAAGGUCACAGACAUCAAUGAUUUGUAAUUAGUUCCUGUCAAGAAUCAAGCAGCUACUCUGUGUUGCUUCCAUCAGAUUUCACAUAAAUACAUGAGAUGGGUGCUCUUUGUUGUGUACCUGUUGGGCCACAUGGACCGAAAUCUAAUACAUCUGGAAGAGAUUGUUCCAUUGAUCCAAGUGAACCUCACUGGCGGACCAAUUCAAGCUACUCACCCCAUUUGUCAAGGAGAUGGGACUGCAGUUCUCAGUCGGAUGAAUUAUCUAAUAGAGUUCAUGAAGUUCCUAUUAGUGGAUCUUCAAUGUCUUUGCAUAGUAAUGUCAGACAUAUUGGGAGCAGUGACCUAAAUCAUCACCAUUCUGUGUCUGAUGGGGCACUAUCUUAUUCAGAGAGCCCAUCUGACUAUCUCCAGGCACGUCGAUGGACACCAUGUGUGCACAGAUAUGAUCUUGGGGAGUUCUCUACACCUGCAGGAGGUGCAAGGCCUGAAGCUUCUGUCUUUUCCAGGGGCAGUGAGGGAGGUUUCUCUGCUGGGAACAGUAUCGGUUCUCCAUUUUCACCAUUAGAAUCUAGUAGAUGGGCAUCCACCAGCAAGCAGCCAGCCUUCUUUCCCCGACACCUUCCCAGCAGGCGUUCAUUCAUGUCAAAACCCAUUUAUCCACUCAUGUUUCAGAAUCCUGUUUCGGAGGCUGAUGCUUCUGGGAUGGCUGAAGCAAGUACCAGUGGUUCGAGAAUGCCACGUGAAGAUAGUGGGGCUUCGCCCAUGUGGACUGAGAGAAUUUUGAGUUCUGAGCUUAAGUUCCAGAGGGCCCUAACCGACCUUCGAAAGAUGGAGGCUUCACCAGACCUCAGCAUGAGUUCGAGGAGGGAAGGAUUUAGAUGGAGUAAUGCAAGCAGCUAUGAUUUUAGGUUUGAUGGAGACAAUGUUGAUAUCGCAGACACCAUCAACGUCGAGAACCACAGAUGCCCUAGUACCUCAAGAUACCAAAAAUGUGAACUGUGCAAGAGGUCACUGUACCAGAAGUCUCCGUGGAGUUCUAACCGGAUUGUUAGAAGCACCGAUAUGCCAGUUGCUGGCAUACUACCAUGCCACCAUGUUUUCCAUGCAGAUUGUUUGGAGGAGACCACUCCAAAGAGUCAAAUUCACGACCCUCCAUGCCCAGUAUGUCUGAAAGCUGUUGGAAAAGAACAAUCUACAUCCAUCUCGGAACCGCUUCAUGUGGCUUUGAGGUCUGCUUGCAGCAGUCAGGGUGCAGGAGCGUCCACCGGUGCAGGUACUAGUGGCCACUCUAUCUCACAUCAGAUCGAGAAUGACUUGAGACGAAGCAGCUCUCUUGCGACCUCACAAAGGAGAGGUUCAUUGUCGAGGAAUCACAGCAAGAAGCGAUUUUCCUUCAAAGGUAAGAUAGGAAUGGAUCUCCUGGGGGCCAAAAUGUUCAGGACUGGUCAUUGACAACAGCAACCAAUUCUAGACUGCAUAGAUCAUUGAGUUGCAGGUCAGUGUUCCUAUCUCCAUUUUGUGGGUUUGUGGUUGAUGUCCAUGUACAUUAUUACGAACAUAGAAAUCUUGGGAGUCCAAAUUUGAGGGCAUGCCACACACAGUUAAAUGACCAGUGUCACCCUUUCGCUCUGCUGCCACAGCUAUGGACUGUUCAUGUGCUUCCACCUGAAACAUCACUGCUGUGUAUGCUUUCUGUUGUAUCAGGAACUUAAUAACUGCAUGAACAAAGAAGAAUUAGAUGACUCGAUCUAUCA